Messenger RNA from Danio rerio (zebrafish), 2168 nucleotides. The record is from RefSeq and is a predicted model, not a curated record. NCBI's taxonomy places the organism in Eukaryota, Metazoa, Chordata, Actinopteri, Cypriniformes, Danionidae.
CCCAAGUGCUUCAUCCAAUAUGAUGUUUAUUCAUCUGACUAAAACCUUAUUUCUGGCUCUCCAAAAAAUCUAUCUUCCGCAAUGUCCUCUAAUCACAAAGGCAAAAAGUUAUGAAGUGCAAUAGAGGAUUGAGAGACAGGUAGAGGUAUGCACAAAGAGGGAGGUGCUGUGCAUCCUGGUGGUCCACUGCCAGAGUGACCACAGCAAAAUUGAUUCACUCUUGCUGUAUAAACAGAGAGCAACAGGAACAAAAGAGGCUUACGUCUGAAAUGCAGGCAUUUUUUCUUUGAGAUUAACUGAAAGCAGCAGACUGAAAAAGACGGAGAGUAAACACAAGAAUUGGACUGACCAAAAGGAAUUUAAUGUCUAAGAGAGUGAAUGGCUCAUGGAUGGGGUCUGUCUCUGUCCCAUCAUCCAUCCCUCAUGCCUUCCGCUCACAGCUAUCCCCAUCUGCUGACCUCAGCAUUGCCGUCUUCCUCAUCAUCACGGGCGUGGUGUCAGUAUUUGGGAAUGGGUUAGUUUUGUUGGUUUAUGGUCAGCGGAGAAAGAAGCUCAGAGCGCAUGAGUUGAUGACCAUCAAUCUGGCUGUGUGUGAUUUCGGCUACAGUCUGCUGGGGGCGCCAUGUAUCAUCAUCUCGAGUCUGUCCCAUGCCUGGAUUUUUGGCGAAACAGGAUGUAUAUGGUAUGGAAUUCAGGGCUUUGUUUUCGGGAUUGGAUCUCUCAUCACCACCUGCCUCAUAUCCCUUGACCGCUGCUUUAAGAUUUGCAGCUUUCGAUAUGGUCAGUGGGUUGAAAGAAAACAUGCCUCUCUAUCUGUCACUCUGGUUUGGAUCUAUACAUUGUUCUGGGCCUCACUUCCCAUGUUUGGCUUUGGUAGUUAUGGCCCCGAACCAUUUGGAACCAGCUGCACCAUAAACUGGUGGAGGAUGAACUCAUCACUUACUGAUAGAAUCUAUAUAUUCCUGAUCCUGUCCCUCUGCUUUGGAGUUCCUACCCUCAUUAUCAUCGCCUCAUACCUUGCUAUCGUAAUCAGGGUGUAUUGGUCUAGUCACAUUUUGGCUUCAAUCCCUUCAUCAAACGUCACUCACAACAGCAAAGAUCUUCGACUGACAAAGAUCGCGGCAGUGGUGUGUUCCUCAUUUCUGAUUGCCUGGACUCCCUAUGCGAUUGUUUCACUCUACUCUGCUGUUAUGGCCAGAGAGGAACAGCUUGGGGAAGAUGGGGGAACGGCCAUCCCGGGUGGAAUAACAGGAACAGGGAUUGGCCGUGGUGGAGGGUUCCCUGACGUCUAUGCUUUUCCCUUCCUCAUUAACUGGACCUCUUCAGAGCAAUUCGGAGAUGUUUUUGGCUCCUGGAGGAACAUGACUUCAGGUCAUUCUCAUUCAGUAGGGCAUCAUGGUUCAAAUGUAGGUUCUGGACAUGGUGGAACAGGUGGACACCACUCACUUCCUGAGUCCAUCUUGAAACCAGAGUUCUCACUUAUCCCUGCUAUUUUUGCCAAGUCUCACUGCAUGAUAAACCCCUUCAUCUACCAGAUCAUGAACCGCGACUUCAGAGAGGACGUGUAUGACCUCCUGUGCAUGCGAGGAAAAGAUGGAGAGAGAAGGAGGUCAAGAAGCACAGAUGGAAGUGAUUCUGAUGGGCAUCGUGGGAGCGUCACUCUCUCUUAUAUUCACAGCUGGAGGAGAAGAAGCACACCAACCAAUCAGCCAUCCGAAAAAUGUGUGAAAAAAGAGUCCUCUCGUAAGAGUAGAGGAAAAAGAGGGUCCUGUCAGGAUAAUAAUUCCAUUGGGUGGGCAACCUUAGAUACAACAACCUUAGACACACAGGUCAACUUAGAAAGAGAGAAAGGGAAAGAGGUGGAAAUAGAAACCCAAAAAGUUUUCAAAGAAUCCUCUUCCAGCAGCUUGUUGACAGUCAAAGAGUGAUGCAUGCAUCUAAAUACUCAGACUUCAGAGUGUGCAGUUUAUGCAGUUAGUUACAGGUAGUUCAAAGUUGUAAGCUAUCUAAGUUAAGUAUUAUUAAGUCUAUAUUAUGUGUUAUGUUUUAGUUAAAUAGUUUUUUUACCCAGUAAAUGUCAUGUCAUGUUUUUAGUCAUUUACAUAUUUAUUUUUUGAUCCUGUGUUUAUAUGUAAAGGCCACACUUAUUUAUUUAUUUAUUUAUUUAU